This is a messenger RNA of Poeciliopsis prolifica (blackstripe livebearer), 1171 nucleotides long. Its product is annotated as early activation antigen CD69-like. The record is from RefSeq and is a predicted model, not a curated record. The coding region runs from base 19 to 768 and encodes 249 amino acids. Lineage: Eukaryota; Metazoa; Chordata; Actinopteri; Cyprinodontiformes; Poeciliidae. The transcript is spliced from 6 exons.
GAAGACCCAGAUCAGACCAUGAAAGUGAAGUACAGCAAAGAAGUGAGAGGAAAAGGAUGGAGGAAAAUGGAGAAAGAGGAGAAAGUGGAAAAAGUGGUUGACAUCUACGAGAGUCCCGAGACGUUGACCUGCCAUCAAGCUAAUCCCUCCAGGAAGGCCCGAGGAGUUCAGACUCAAAAGCGUCCACCAACCAUCCAGAGAAACUGCUACAAGGUUGCUACAGUAACUUUGGGUGUAGUUUGCCUCUUGUUGAUGGUGGCGAUAAGUUUUUUACUCUCUCCAUUAAUAAGUUUGAAAUGUAAAGAACAUUCCUCGUCUCAGAACCAGACACAAGAAAAACUGAACCAGAGAAUGAAAGAAUGGCAGGAGCUUCGUGAGUCAUAUUUCUACUACGCUUCUACUGAGAAGAAAAACUGGACAGAGAGCAGGACAGACUGCCAGAGCAGAGGAGGAGAUCUGGUGAUUUUAAACACCAACCUGAAAAAGGAGAUAAUUAGAAGAAUGAAGAUACAUGGAGAUUCCUGGAUCGGUCUUCAAGUUCCAGAUGGGUGGAAAAUGAAAUGGAAAUGGGUAGAUGGAUCAGACUUGGUAUUUAGUUCCUGGAAGACAGGCAUAAAUAACCGACCAAACUUAGGGUUCAAAGCAUUUACUGAUCAACAAGGACUUUGGAUGGUCGCCAAAACUGGAUUAAAAUACUGGAUCUGUGAGAAAAGAAAUAUCCGGUAUCUUGGUGAUCUUAAACCUGGAAAGAACGUUACUAACACUUAAGUACUAUAUAUAAAGAAAAGUUACAAUUCUACUUAAGACAAGCUUUUUAAGACAAGAUAAAAACAGACUGGAUGAAGAAUAUAAACCACUUAAAUACAAUUGCCAGUCUGCACUGGAACAGCUGGCUAAACGCUGCAGGUUAAGCCUUGGAAGCUCAUUUAUCUGCUGCACUGACGCUACAGGCAGCAACACAUUAUAUUAUAUUAUAUUAUGGGUAUAUAUUACAUGUCACUAACGCAUUGCCACAUGGUGAAUUCUGGAGUCAGAGCAAAGCAGAGACUUUUCAUAAAGUAUUGAGAUUGGAAGCAUUUUGUACUGCUCAAAUAUGCAAAAAUUAUUUAACUUAAGCUUAAAGUAAAAGUUUUAUUUCUGUGCCUUAAUCUGCAUUUUGAAAAUAUGUUAG